UGUUGUGUGAAGUGAAUAUGUACGCAUAUAUUUAAGCAAAAAUAUGCGUAGAUUGUUCUAUCUUAUGCGUUUGAAGUGAGGAGUUACUUCAUGUAAUGAAACAGAAAAUGUCGCAUUUUGAUGCAUUCCGUGUGUAUUUGACUUACAAGAGUCAAGAAAAUCAAAAAGUGACUACAUUUUCCAACAUUUGGUUCUUCUUCAAUUUGUUUAUCAUGAUACUUACAACACUCACCGCUGUUGUCUUCUUCAGGAAAGUAGAAAUUGCUUCUGAAUUCUUCAUGAGACAUGAGUAUAUCGUACUUGCUAUUUUAUCACUCGGGGUCUUUCUACUACUUAUCCUGCUAUUCGUGACGAAAAUUCAUUCGGACCCCAUCACUGCGCCUCUGAUUCUCAGAACUGUGCUUGUCCUGUGGUCUGUGGCUUUCGCUGCUGUAUUCAAUCCUGUUGAAUUUCCAUGUGGAGUGAUAUCUCUGAUUAUAACAUCACUGAUUACACUCAUUAUUAUAGUGUUGGCUUUGAGAUUGCCACCGCUGAAUCGGAAAGGGGUUGUUUUCUUCGUGGCUUUGGCACUCAUUCUUGCUCUUAUUGCAGCAAUUGGAAACGUUAUGUGUUACUUGAGCACAAAAGAGUUCAUUAAAUUGGAAAAUAAUCUGAUAUUCUGUAUCCCUGGAACAGUUUACACUGGAUUAUUUAUAGCUUUUGUGAUGUUCAUCUGUCUCAGUGUCCGACGAUGGAUAAUGCCGAUAUUUUAUCCUAAUUCCAUAGAAUUUAUUCUAUCCUUCACUGUUUGGUUUUUAAUGAUAAGCCUAUUCAUAGAAGUGUAUACAGGAUUCAUAACAGAAGAGAUUAAACUCAAUGCAACCAUAAUUAAGGCGACCUGUUUAAACAUAAGUUUACCAAAAAUUUCUCCUUUUUCAUGUCGUGUUUACAAUUAAACAAAACCAAAUACCCGGAUUCUUCUUCCAUCUGUGAGUUUAACUGAAUUAUUUCGCCUAAUUCGUAUCAUAUUGUCAAUGAUUUCAGAUUUCCAAUUGUCUAAUUCAAUGAACCUGUUGUCUUUCUCUGAUUUCAUGUGUACUCAACGUGUUCAUUCAUUAUGUUCUAUUCAUUGUGAAAAUCUCAAUAACAAGUGGGAUUAUUUUCGAAUUGUUGUUUUUUUUCGAACUGUGGUGUGUCUUAAAUGUUCUUUGAAAAAUGUGAUAAAUAUAUAUCAAGAUUAUUUUCCUUACAUCGGAAAAUGACAAAUACAUUUUGAAAGUGUGGAAACGGUUUUUUUUGAGC
Trichobilharzia regenti is the source of this 1281-nucleotide messenger RNA. NCBI's taxonomy places the organism in Eukaryota, Metazoa, Platyhelminthes, Trematoda, Strigeidida, Schistosomatidae. The record is from the annotation of a GenBank genome assembly.